Diaporthe amygdali is the source of this 1359-nucleotide messenger RNA. RefSeq lists its product as uncharacterized. The record is from RefSeq and is a predicted model, not a curated record. The transcript has 4 exons. Gene Ontology annotation, molecular function: aspartic-type endopeptidase activity. The coding region runs from base 1 to 1359 and encodes 452 amino acids. Gene Ontology annotation, cellular component: fungal-type vacuole. NCBI's taxonomy places the organism in Eukaryota, Fungi, Ascomycota, Sordariomycetes, Diaporthales, Diaporthaceae. Gene Ontology annotation, biological process: proteolysis.
AUGGGUCGACUCGCAUUCGCAAUCUUCAUUUUCGCUGCGUUAGGACACACGAUGAUGGCACCACGCAAGCUCGGAUUCCGCGUCACAAAACCUUUGGCUAAGUGGGCUAGCAGUGGACAGUCUGUGAGCCCUAAUAUUCUCAAUUUGAAAAAAGGUGGAAGAGCAGCCAAGUCCUCUUCCUAUCUUAAAAGUUUGAGGACAGCAUCUGCUUCAGACCUCAAGAGACCUGCCUACGGAGAAAAACCUGUGGAUAACCUUCUGUCUGCGGAAUAUAUCGCCGAAAUUUCAUGGGAUGGCAUCCCUGUGAAUGUGAUAAUCGACACUGGAUCAAGCGACUCCUGGUUGGUGCAGAACGGAUUCACAUGUGUGGACCAAAACCACCGAGUUCAGACUCCAAGCCAAUGCAUGUUUGGCCCUACAUUUCAGGGCACAUUUGACGACGCAGCUAUCCCGAACCAGCACUUCAAUCUGAUGUAUGCCGAUCUCGAAUUCAUGACAGGUACCAUGGGUUAUGAGACCGUUACUGUUGCUGGAAUUACCGUUGAGCAUCAGGAGGUAGCUCUCGUUAAUUACACCUACUGGUUUGGGGAUUCGGUGACAAGUGGUCUGAUGGGAUUAGCGUAUUCUCGCCUAACUAGCGCUUUUGUUGGAACAAACUCUUCGGUAAAUGAUACUGACAAGCAGGUACCAUACGACCCAAUAAUGACUACCAUGAUCAAGCAAGGCUUGAUUGAACCUGUAUUCAGUCUCGCGUUGCAAAGGGAUUCAGACAAUGGAUACCUGGCUCUUGGUGGUUUACCCUCUGGCAACUACACUGGCCCAUUUGCUACUACACCUAUCCUGAUGAUCGAGCUCUUUGAUGAUCCAAAAAUGGCUACGGAGUAUAGUUUUUACACUAUUAUUGCCGAUGCAUAUAUUUAUACGGGAUCGGAGAAGACAAAACCAGACACCGGACCCUGGGGUCAGCUUUUGAAAAAUAUCACUGUGAACACUAAUCAGUUCCCUGUAAUCGUUGACUCAGGGACUACGUUGAUGUAUCUUCCCAGCGCAAUAUAUCAAGACCUUAUCGCAUUGUACGACCCGCCAGCAGUCUUUUCUGAGGCUUUGUCCUCCGCUGUCACCUCUUGCAAUGCCAGUGUGCCAGAAUUUGGAAUCAGUAUCGGUGGUCAGGUUUUCAAGAUCGGCAAGGCGGAUAUGUUGAUACCAUCCUCCGUCGAUCCAGUUACAGGGCUAUGCGCUACCGGAGUUAUGGAUGGCGGAAUGGGUCCGUAUGUCCUGGGAGAUACAUUCAUGAACAACGUCAUCUCUGUUUUUGACAUCGGUGCAGCAGAAAUGCGUUUUGUUGCAAACAAAUACUGA